GCAUGUGCUGGUGUCAGAGCUGAUUUGAAAAUGUGCCUUCUGCAGAGUGACUGCUGUCGAUUGCAAAAGAAAACUCCUCGUGAAUGUCUGAACGUGACCGACGGUUCUGUCCCCACCGAAUGCCAAGUGCUCAGAAACACGUUUUUCGAAUGUAAACGAUCAAUGCUGGACAAUCGAACCAGAUUUAGAGGAAGGAAGGGCUACUAAAGAUAAAGUUGACUUCCAGUAAAUGUAGUCGUACCUUAUUUUAAAUGAUACACA
Nicrophorus vespilloides is the source of this 261-nucleotide messenger RNA. Its product is annotated as cytochrome c oxidase assembly factor 5. Gene Ontology annotation, cellular component: mitochondrion. The record is from RefSeq and is a predicted model, not a curated record. The transcript is spliced from 3 exons. NCBI's taxonomy places the organism in Eukaryota, Metazoa, Arthropoda, Insecta, Coleoptera, Silphidae. The coding region runs from base 31 to 207 and encodes 58 amino acids. Gene Ontology annotation, biological process: mitochondrial respiratory chain complex IV assembly.